GAAAGAGAGAGAGAGAGAGAGAGAGAGAGCGCGCGCGCGCGCGCCUUCUCACUCGUGUCGUCGCCGCCGUCGUCGUGUCGUCGUUUCGUUUCGUUUCGUCGUCGUGAGCGUUCGGCUUCUCGCCACGGCCCAUCUCACGAGUCAUUCUCUUCUCGCGUGGACGCCUCAAGUUUUAUAACCUUAAAGGAGUAAGUGAAUCGGUUUUAUCUAUAUUUCUUCUUGGUGUUUAUAUACACAUUCGUGCGACGUGUUAAUCGGAUAACACGUAAAAUCGGUUUUUAAAUAGAAACUUUCUAAUUCGUGGUGUUCUUCUUACGUCGAUUCGUGCGCUCGACAUUGCGAGCCUGUGGGGAAGAGAAAAAAGAAGGAAAGUGCGUAGUAAUCGAUGUGAGGAAAGUCGAAGUCGACGAAUCCCCCGAGGCAACUCGCUGCCAUUGCGAUAGAGAAAGAGAGAGAGAGAGAGAGAAAGAGAGAGAGAGAAUAGAUAGGGAGGAAGAAGGAAGAAGAAGAGAGAGAGAGAGAGAGAGAGAGAGAGAGACAGAACGAAGCACGGAACCGUAGGUGGGACAGAGAGGCCAACGCACCGACGACGAGCCGGGAAUUCGAUCGUGUUCGAAGCUCCGUUAGGGAGCUCCAGGGGUGGCAACGGUCUCGCUCGGAAGCGUCGAAGGUGGCGCGAGGGGUGGACGAGUCGGCGUUGGCCUGGCUCUGGUUCCGGUGGUAGCAGUAAAAGCAGUAAAAGCGGAAGCCGCGUUAGUAGCUGAGAAAAAAACUGUAGCAAGCUAUUCUCGGCCAGAGAUAGCAGCAGCAGCAGCAGCACCAGUAGCAGCGGUAGCAGCAGUAGCAGCAGUAAUAACAGGAGCAUCACUCGUGGAAAGACUACUAGGAGCCGGCGGCGGACUGGGAACGCUGAACGUUCAAGAAGAAGAGUGCCAUCGUCGCGAGAAGAAAGGAUCUAGCUCGUCUUCUUUUUCUUCUUCUUCUUCAUUUUUCUCUCUUAUUUUCCUUGUCCUUGCUUUCUUACUUUUUCACUUACUAUCUCCACUUUCUCCUCCUACUCCGCUUCCACCUGCUCCUCCACCUCCUCCACCGCCACCUUUACCUCCUAUUACACCGCCUCCUCGUACGUCCAACGUUCAACGUAAAAAACUUCACGGCGAAUUUCUAACCUCUUUGGAAGACGAACCAACACCGACGGCGUGACACCGGCGUAAAAUCGGGCCAACAAGGCCCUCCUCCUACCCUUCCCUCGUCGCAAAACAAGCAAAACUCGCGCGUCAAGCGAGACAGUUUUAAUUAUCUACUCUCGCUUAUUAUACAUCUAUCUUCCAAAUACAACGGACGUAUUCUUACCCUUCUUGAACGGACUAUCGAGAAGUACAGAAAGUCGCAAACACGACGGGCACCAUGAACGAGCUCGACAGCCUUCGCCAAGAGGCGGAGACCCUCAAGAAUGCCAUUCGAUCGUCUAAUGCCAUUGACGACGUUGACGAUCAUGCUGGGAGAAGAUUGCAGACUUAAAGAGGGAUGCUUGCUAUCAAUCAAAUUCGAAUCUUCCUAAAGCUUGUUUGUUGCUCUUCGGUAUCACCAAAGAUGCAAGAAAGGCAGCAUGCGAUACGAGUUUGGACCAAGCGACGGCCGGCUUGGAACCCAUUGGUCGAAUACAAAUGCGUACGAGACGUACUUUGCGAGGUCACUUGGCCAAAAUCUAUGCCAUGCAUUGGGGAAGUGAUUCCAGGAACCUAGUAUCCGCCUCGCAAGACGGCAAGCUGAUCGUUUGGGACAGUUAUACGACCAACAAGGUACACGCCAUCCCUCUACGUUCCUCCUGGGUGAUGACCUGCGCGUAUGCACCGUCGGGUAGUUACGUGGCUUGCGGUGGCCUGGACAACAUAUGUUCCAUUUAUAGCCUUAAGACAAGAGAAGGAAAUGUACGGGUCAGCAGAGAAUUACCAGGACAUACCGGAUACUUGUCCUGUUGUCGAUUUUACGACGACAACCAAAUUGUCACUAGCUCGGGUGACAUGACCUGUGCUCUAUGGGACAUCGAGACAGGUCAACAAUGCACUUCGUUCAUCGGGCACACAGGAGACGUAAUGUCCCUCUCGCUGGCUCCCGAUACACGCACCUUCGUUUCCGGUGCGUGCGACGCUAGCGCAAAACUUUGGGAUAUUCGUGAAGGAUCUUGUAAACAAACUUUCCCUGGACACGAAAGUGACAUAAAUGCCGUUACGUUCUUCCCUAACGGAUAUGCUUUCGCGACGGGUUCGGAUGACGCUACUUGCAGACUCUUUGACAUUAGAGCGGAUCAAGAACUGGCGAUGUAUAGCCACGACAAUAUUAUUUGCGGUAUUACGAGCGUAGCUUUCAGCAAGAGCGGUAGAUUGUUGUUAGCUGGCUAUGAUGACUUCAAUUGCAACGUAUGGGAUUCCAUGAAAGCCGAACGAGCUGGUAUACUUGCCGGGCAUGACAAUCGUGUGUCUUGCCUUGGAGUGACGGAAGAUGGUAUGGCAGUAGCGACGGGCUCUUGGGAUUCGUUCCUUCGCAUUUGGAACUAACUUGGGGUUCCUCCCAAGACGUUCCUCCAAAGAACCAACUGCAGCCAGUCCGCGUACAGUAUAAGUAUUAGAUACCAUCAUCUUAUCACGGAGCAAGCCGGCGUGCCAGCAGUCGCGACAUCAUCGGUCAACGAACCACCGGAUACACCGGAGGUAAAGCUGAUCAGAAAUUUUGGAUAUCCGACGAGCAGCGGUAACGGAACCAAAUGCAGCAACAACAAUAAUAAUAAUAAUAAUAACAACAACAACAACAACAAUCACAGUAACAACAAUAAUGGCACAAAGAAGAAGCACAAGAAUUGCAGCAAUAGCAGCAGCAGCAGCAACAACAACAGCAACAGUAGUAGCAGCAGCAGCAGCAGCAGCAGCAGCAGCAGCAACGACUCUAAGAACGUUUUGGGUUGUGGUGGUAAAAAAGACUACCGUAGACGCAUAAUCGUCGACUUAACCUGGCGACGCGGCAAAGUCGGCGACAAGGUUACCCGCGAGUAUGAACGCUUCUAAGUCAAACUAUUACCAUCGUUCGGAUGCCGAAUUUGAGACAUAAAUGAGAAGAUAGAAGAAGAAAAAGAUGAUGAAGAAGAAGAGGAGGAAGAAGAGAAAGAGGAAGAAAAAGAAAAAGAAGAAGAGGAACAAAAAAAGAAGAAAAAAAAACAAAGAAAGAAGAAAAGAAAAUGAGGAGGAGGAGGAGGAGGAGGAGGAAGAAGAAGAAGAAGAAGAAGCAGGAAGAAGCUCGAAGAAAUAAAAAAGAAUGGAAAAUGGUGUGAGAUGGAGUUUAAUUAAGACAGUUUGCGAAAGGUAGUACCGGAAGUACCAAAAAAAUAAUAAUAAUAAUAAUAAUAAAUAAUAAAUAAAUAAAUAAAUAAAUAAAUAAUGAAAAGAAAACAAAGAUAAAACAUAAAAGACGGCCCCUCGUCUCGAGUCGUCGUCGUCGUCGUCGUCGUCGUCGUCGAAACUACUACUCUCGCCCUCGCUCGCGAGAACGCGUUGCUUCCUUGUUUCUUGGUUUCUUCUUUCUCAAGGGCGUUGCAUGAUGUUGUUUAAAUGAUGCAAAUCCCUUUGAUACGAGAAGAGGCUUGCUCAAAAGGAAGCGACAUCAGCAGUUGACUCGGCUUGACGAUCCUUUUGAAACAAGAUUAUAGAAGAAGAAAAAGAAAAAGUAGAAGAAGAAAAAGAAGAAGAACGGAUCGUCGACGAGAUUUAGACAUUGAUGGUCGUCUAAAGAAAAAGCGAAGAAGAAGAUAGAAGAGAAAGAAGAAGAAAAAUAUAUACAAAAUGAAAAGAAAGAAAAGAGGAAGAAGACGAAGAAGAAAUGAAAAUAAUAAUAAUAAUAAUAAUAAUAAUAAUAAUAAUAAUAAUAAUAAUAAUAAUAAUAAAGAAAAAAAAAAAGAAAAGAAAAAGAACUUUUAAAUAACCUGACCCGAACGUAAGGUUCCGAGCGUGUUCACUGCCGAUAAAGACGCCGACGCGAGGCGCGACGAGCGAAGUAAAUAAAUAAAUAAAUAACUAAAUAAAUAAAUAAAUAAAUCGUCGCACUCUUGUGUGAUUAUUCGAACGAGAAGGAGGAGGAAGAGGAGGAGAAGAAAAAGAAGAAGAAGAAAAAGAAAAAAAAAGGUACUGGCAAGUGGUAAAAAAAGUCAAUGUACGAGGAGAAAGAGAGAGAAAGAAAGAAAGAAGCGAUUGUAUCGGAAUAGGGACAGCGGCAGAAGUAAAAGCAAAAACAAAAGCAAAAGUAGUAGCAACAGCAGCAGCAACAGCAAGAGCAGCAGCAGCAAGCAGAGUCAGCCAAAUUCACGAUAAUCUCGCACGUUGCGUUUUCAACGUAUAAACGCACAUCGUCAAACGCGCACGUGGUAUUUAAUUAAUUCCAUUAAAAUAUUAACGGGAGAGAAAAAAAAACAAAACAACA
Molecule: messenger RNA, 4467 nt
Organism: Vespa velutina
Lineage: Eukaryota; Metazoa; Arthropoda; Insecta; Hymenoptera; Vespidae
Gene: Gbeta13F
Product: guanine nucleotide-binding protein G(I)/G(S)/G(T) subunit beta-1
Exons: 8
Coding region: 1668-2558 (296 amino acids)
Biological process (GO): G protein-coupled receptor signaling pathway
Cellular component (GO): heterotrimeric G-protein complex; cytoplasm
Molecular function (GO): signaling receptor complex adaptor activity; protein binding
Source: RefSeq, a predicted model, not a curated record